This is a messenger RNA of Penaeus indicus, 2197 nucleotides long. Its product is annotated as protein mono-ADP-ribosyltransferase PARP12-like. Bases 1 to 1806 code for a protein of 601 amino acids. The transcript has 3 exons. NCBI's taxonomy places the organism in Eukaryota, Metazoa, Arthropoda, Malacostraca, Decapoda, Penaeidae. Gene Ontology annotation, cellular component: nucleus. Gene Ontology annotation, molecular function: NAD+ poly-ADP-ribosyltransferase activity; zinc ion binding; NAD+-protein mono-ADP-ribosyltransferase activity. The record is from RefSeq and is a predicted model, not a curated record.
AUGUUGUUUUUAUUCCUCAACUUAUUUGUCUUGUUAUCAUUCUCUUCCUAUGUACAAAUUAUUUAUUUUGUGUUUGGUUGUUUUUUGCAGGAUAGCUUGGCUGACAGAAAAAAGAAACAGUAUGGCAAUGCAUCUCGACCAACUUCUCCACCAGUUCGCGAAGACAGUAGACGGCCGCCAGUGAGCCCGAAAUACCGAAAACCCAAGCAUCGGGAAAGCAAGGCCACAGACGAUCAUGUUUCGGCUGCCAGAUCGACUUCCAAGGGCAGCGAACCCGCGACGAGAUCGCCGCAUAGGACACGGGGCCCUCAGGACGCCAAAGGAAGGCGAGGCUCAGGAGGAACCGACGGGGAUGAAUUCAGACCACAGGACUUGGCGGAGUUUCUGGGGCGGCAAGACGGCUUUCAAGCGCCCGUGGGCGACAUGAGAGCUAAUUUCUCUUGGCAAGUGGAUCGGGCAUUAGCAAGCCUCCCUCAUAUCUUUUGCAUGAAGAAUGAAAGGAUGAAGUUGCGGCCAAAGAUCAGAGUCUGCGCUGCUUAUACGUCGCGCAGAGGCUGCAUUGACCGGUCAUCGUGCUUUAACAUUCAUAUCUGCCCCGGCUUUAUUUUUGGCGACUGUGAGUUGGAGAACUGCAGCAUGGGGCAUAGACUGCACACGAACCAUAAUGCCAGGGCAAUCCAAGCUUUUUAUCUAAGGUGUUUAAGUGAUAGUCAGUUGUGCCAUUUUAUAAAAAUGAAUGAAGAGACAUUGCAGCGAGAGACUACCCAACGGCAUCUCGACGUAUGUAGGGAUUACAAUAAGGAAAAAUGUAAUAAGAGCUGUGGUGCCCUGCACAUCUGCCUCGACUUUGUUCUUCGACUGGGUGAUUGUUCGAGGCCAACGUGCUUGCUGAGUCAUGAUCCCUUCACCUCGAAAAACUAUAAACUAUUGCAACAUUAUGAUUUUGACUUAGCAGGAAACCUCUGGCAGACACUGACUGCCAUAAUUUGUAGAAAUCCUCGGCUUCAACAGAUGCAAAAGAACGCUGCCUAUCAGAGAAAGCACAUCAGACCUCACGAUAAGCACACGAAUUCUCCUCGUAGAGAGACUCUUCACGUGAACAAGCAGAGCAUUGGGGCCACAUCUGAAAAAAGUAGGAACAUCAAUCGCAACGCUGAGACAAGCAGAACUAAUGUAUGGUCUCACCUUCCUGAGGGAUCCCCCCAAAUUCCUGAGAUAUGCUAUAAGUCAUUGUCCCGGACUUGUGAAGUUACCGGUUGCCCGAGACUCCACUCAGAGAUUCAUUUUCAUUGGCAAGUGACUGAAGAUUUUGACACUUGGUAUAACUUCCCUAAGAAACAUGUUACUUUUCUGGAAAAACAAUUCUGCAAUCCUGAGAAUAACCUGGUUAACCUGCAACGACUCGAUCGUUCCUGCCAAAACAAAGGUCUAUUAUCAUUAUUGAAAUGCCACCCUUGGAAAAUAGUCUUCAAUUUCACGCAGUGGGAUAAUAAUUGUGCAUGUAUUCCCAUUAUCUAUCGAGACAAGGAAUAUUACAUCCGGAGACUUUGCACCGAGAGAAAUCCGACGCAGAAACUAAGAGCAAACAGGUUCAUUUGGUAUUUCCAAGAUGACUCGCAGAAAUGGCGGCCGUUCGACCUUGCUGACAAUAAGAGACUGGAAGAUGCUUACCAACAGACUCCGGACGGAAAUUGUACAAUGCAGAUCGGCGUAGCCAGGUACAUAGUGGAUUUCAGGAAAAUGAAUCAGAAAAAUGUAUCGACAACGACAAUACGAAAUAUACGGCGCAGACCACUUACUUCAUAAUGAGAGAGAGAAGGAAAAUCUAUGCUUAUGAAUGCUGAGAUGAGGAACAAAGUACCCCUUUUCAUUCAUCUUAAAUUGGUGUGAGCGAUGUGUUUUAUGUGAUUCUAACUGAAGUGAUUUAUUGAUAAAAAAAAAAAAACACGAAAUAACAUUGAUUCAGCGCCUUAUAUUCUUGUUUCUUCGUUUUUUUCAUUGUAGGAAAUACCAUACGUUCCAUAGCAGGUACUUCGAUAGGCAAUCCCCACUGCUAGAUUUUUUUUGGUAUUUUUUGUGCUCUAAAGUGACUUAUGUCUUAUUGAUAUAUUUUGUUGUCAUUGGUAGUAGUAUAAUUUCAUUUUGUUCUCUUUAUUGUCUUCGAAUAAACAAAAACAAAACAAAACAAUAAAUACAA